Molecule: messenger RNA, 3423 nt
Organism: Penicillium diatomitis
Lineage: Eukaryota; Fungi; Ascomycota; Eurotiomycetes; Eurotiales; Aspergillaceae
Product: Acyl transferase/acyl hydrolase/lysophospholipase
Exons: 5
Coding region: 1-3423 (1140 amino acids)
Biological process (GO): lipid metabolic process
Molecular function (GO): protein binding; ADP binding
Source: RefSeq, a predicted model, not a curated record
AUGGCGGGUGUUUCUCGCGCGUCAAAUAUCCUCGACCGAAAUGGCUUGUGUCUAUUAUCACUUGAUGGAGGAGGUGUCAGGGGCCUGUCCACACUCUUAAUCCUCCACCAUAUCAUGAUCCAAUUGAGCCGAGAACGUGGAUCCUUGUCAAUUUUGAAGCCUUGCGAGGUUUUCGACCUCAUAGGCGGGACAAGCACAGGAGGUUUGAUCGCAAUAAUGCUCGGGCGCUUGCAAAUGAGCACUGAAGAUUGCAUUCAAGCCUAUACCGACCUUAUCCGAACGGUCUUUGGCAAGAAAUUGAGGUCUGUCCCUGUGGACUGGACUGGCAGUAUUCGGCCAAGAUACGACAGCGAGAAGCUCAGAUUGGCGGUGCAAGAGGUGAUCGUCAAGGCUGGUGCCGCACCUGAUGACCUCAUGGACGAUGGAAGCUCACGUGGUUGUCGGGUAUUCGUGUGCACAACAGCGAAGGACACUUUACAGGUCACUCGCCUUCGAAGUUACUCCGUUUCAAACGAAGAAGUAUCAGCAACCAUCUGUGAAGCGGCCCUUGCUACCUCUGCAGCAACGGGGUUUUUUGAGUAUGUUAGUAUCGGAAAUUCUCAGUAUGUGGAUGGAGCCUUCGGGGCUAACAACCCGGUGGAGGAGGUUGAAGAGGAGGCGGCCGAUAUUUGGUGCACAUCAAGCCGGGAUCUAAAGCCCUUGGUAAAAUGCUUCCUGUCUCUGGGCACCGGAAGCCCGUCCAGCAUGCCAAUGGAUGACAAUAUGAUCAAGUUCCUCUCCAAAACCUUGGUCAGAAUGGCUACGAAGCCGGAGAGCACAGAGCGCCGUUUCAUGGCCCGUUGGAGCAAUGAAACAAGGCAGAAGAGGAUAUUUCGAUUCAACGUCGAGAAAGGCCUUCAGGAGGUGCACAUGAGCGACUACCAAAAGUUGAGCCUAAUUGAGACCGCUACACACAACUAUCUACAUCAUGCAGACCAAAAAGGUCGAAUCCGGGACUGCAUCGUCAACUUGGCUGGUAAAAGAGCCAAGACCGAGCCCGACUUUCACGUCAUCAUACAGGCACACCAAGCCUCGAUUUUGAAACAGACCCUCCAGAGAUGUACUCCCACCGGAGCAUCGACGACUCCGGAGAAACAUCCCUUGUGGUUUGUUCCCUUCGAUCGAAACGCUGGCUUUGUCGAUCUUGAGCUGCUUGAAACUCUGAAACAAAAGCUAUUCUCGAAGACACACAGCCCAAUGACCGGCAUUUUUGGUCUCGGAGGAGUUGGCAAGACCCAGCUUGUUUUGGAGCUGGCGUAUCAAGUCCGCGACAUGUAUCCCGACUGCUCCAUCAUUUGGAUUCCGGCGAUGGACAAGGAACAGUUUCAGCAGACUUACGUCAAAGUCGCCCACCAAAUGGCCAUCGUGCCCAGUGAUGGAGAUCAAGAAGAUGUUAAAUCUCUCGUCCAUGAAUAUCUCAGCCGGCCCCAAAACGGCAAUUGGUUGCUGAUUAUUGACAAUGCUGAUGACUUUGAGAUGUGGACCAACAGAUUUUCUUCAUCAUCAAAUGCCAGCCUGGCUCAACUUCUACCGCAAAGCCCACACGGGAGAAUAGUGUUCACUACGAGAAGCAUGCGCCUGGCGCAACAUCUUGCGCCCCGCAACAUCGUUGAAGCCCUUCAAAUGGACGAGUCAAGGGCCACGAGACUUCUGGGUAAUGCAUUGAUCAAUAAAGCAUUGAUCACGGAAGACAGAGACACAACACGACGUCUUUUAGAGCAGCUGACAUUUCUGCCGCUAGCCAUCGUCCAAGCUGCCACGUUCAUCAAUGAGAAUCGAAUCAGCAUCGCCCGCUACAUUGAAAUUCUGGGUGGACACGCGCAAGGGGCCAUUGACCUUCUCAGCGAGGAAUUUGAGGACGAAGGCCGAUAUCAGAGUGCUCGUAAUCCAAUCGCGUCUACCUGGCUGACAUCUUUCCAACAAAUCCAGAAAGCAGACCCAACGGCCGCAGACUGUCUAGCAUUCAUGUCGUGUGUGAGUGCAAACGAUAUCCCAACGUGCCUUCUCCCUGUCGCCGACGAGGUGAAGCGCGAAAAAGCAAUUGGCUUGCUCAAAUCCUACUCAUUUGUGCGCUGCAAUGCAAAUGGACGACGACUUGAUUUGCAUCGACUGGUCCAAUUGGCCACAAUCAAUUGGUUACGUUCAGAAAACUUGAUGACUUUUUGGCAGAAGAAGUCUGUCACAAUCUUGGCGCGACAAUAUCCCUGCUGUGAUGUGUUUCAGCGAUCCGAUUGGCGUGCAGCUAUUCCUCAUGCUCUUCAUGUCUUACAGAGCUCAAUGGCCACUGCAGUCCCAGAUGAAGUUUUUCAGCUCAUGGGCACAGUCGCUCACUGUUAUGAUUUAGACGGAAGAUUCAAAGAAGCGAAGCCGCUGCGUGUGAUGCUUCGAAGCAUGCUCCAAAGCCAUAUUGGCACACGACAUCCUAAAUACCUCGCCGUUCAAAGCGCGCUAGCACGCACGGAUAUGAUGAUUGGCAACUAUGGAGAGUCGAUUCAAGCCUUUGAAUCUGUCAUCGAGAGUUACAAGAACGCCGGGCAGCUUCAAUCGCCAGACGCAAUGGAAGCCAUUCAUAGGUUGUCCACCUGUCUUCGACUUGAGGGCAGUCUUCAGCGGGCCGAGGAGCUCGGUAGUCAAGCCUUGAGAUGGAAUCUUCAUUCAAGAGGUCCCUAUGCCGAGUCUACCUUGGACACAAUGAUCAACAUGACCUGGAUCUACUUUGCGCAGGCCCGGGUUUCGGAUGCGGAACAAAUGGCUCAAGAAUCUCUCCACAUGGCGAAAAGCACUUUAGGCCCGGAUCAUCCUUACACAACUCUUGCCACGUCCAGCCUAGCCUGGAUCUCCCUGGAGCAGUGGAAGCUCAAACAGGCGGAGGAUCUUCUUUUGGACACGCUCGAAAGAGGCCGACGUAUCACUGGGCCAAACUAUCCUUUGCUUCUGAAUGACUUAUAUCAGCUUGCACUAGUCACGAAAUUUCAGGGCCGACACGACGACGCAGUAUUGCUUUUGAAAAAGUGCUGUGUCUUACAAGAGCAGACUCUGGGCGUUGACCACUGCCGCACAAGGAAUAGUGUUCGGACUCUGGAAGAAUGGACAACAAUGAGAUACCUUCCGAUGCGCUACGUCUCUCUCGUCCCGCCGAUAGCGCGGUCGGCUAUGAUAUUAGCACGUCGAAGGCGGUAUCCUCGCAUCAAAGUAUUGGGUGGUCUUUAUGCUGCUCGGCGGGAACACAAAGACAGCUCCCUUGUUCAAGAAAUUAUCAGAGUUGUACAAAGCUUUCGGGAAGACUACGGCAUGCCGUGUGAUACUUGUUAUCCCAUCGACGCACGGCUGGAAAACCACAGCUGCUACCCGACGGUCCCCAAGGGUGACUUCAAAAGACCUUGA